ACCUACUCUGAUGUCUUGAAACACAGGAAGUGGUUCUAAAUUGCAACAGCUAAAAAAAGGAAGUUGGAUAUUUGGUGCAUUGCACUUGAGCUGAAAUUCAUACACUGAAGUAUUUCCACAGUAAAACCAAAGGCUCUCUGUCUGACGUGGACACGUCUGGUGACGAAUGUGUUUGCAGUGCUGUGUGUGAAUAUGGUGACAGCCAGCAUCAUCCUGAGUGUCCUCUUUGUUUCAGGUGUUUUGGCUGCUUGUCCUGAAGUAUCACACCUCUUCAUUACUGCACCGCAGGAGAUAGAAGGACUGAGUGGAUCCUGUUUGCAAAUCCCAUGUAACUUUAGCGCUAGACCAAACCAAGAGUUUAACACUAUGAAAAACUUUGGCGUGUGGAUUAAAACUGACCCAGACACUGGCAAGCAUCCAGACAAUGUGAUUUUCAAUAGCAGUGGGACAGUUAACACUCAUCGAAUUAAUAUUACUGGAAACCUGAGUGAGAAAAGCUGCACCACUCUGUUUUCCAGCUUACUGCUAAGUUACACAGACAAAUAUUACUUCAGGAUGCAGAACCGUGAAUUCCGGGCAACAGCUGUUUGUAAUCCUCUUCAAAUAACAGUUAAAGAUUCUCCUGCCAGCCCCAGAAUUGAGAUCUCAGGUGAUCUGAAGGAACAGCAGUUGGUCACUAUUACCUGCUCGGCUUUCACUCCCUGUCCUCACUCCCCUCCUGAACUCACCUGGAAUCUGCAACAAGACUCUCUCAAUGAAAAAGAGCAAAACAAAGAUGGAACCUUUACAACUAAAAUCAAGAAGAGCAUCACUCUGUCAGACCAACAUGAUGGAUUCAACAUCACCUGUUCUGCUGCAUAUCCUGUGAAUGAAGGCAAAGAUGUCAAGACAAAGGAGGAGAGAAAGACUCUCAGUGUUUCAUAUGCUCCUAAAAACACCGCAGUGUCUGUCAGUGUAUCAGGUAGCUGGGUGAACCUGACCUGCAACAGCAGAGCCAAGCCUCCCGUCAGCAGCUUCACCUGGUUCAGGGACACCAUUAAUGUAGCUGCUGGACAGUUUUACAGCUUGAAAGGGACCGAUGGAGGAAUUUAUCACUGUGUGGCCAAAAAUGAUCUUGGUCAACAAAAGUCAUCGGAGGUUAAUCUGAACAGUAACGUCACCAGUGUUGUUGGAGGAAUCAUUGGAAUCGUCCUGCUCAUCUGCCUGGUGGUCUGCGUUUUCAUUCUCCGACGUUUUAGGCGGUCAAAGUCGACAGAUUCAAGUCAACAAGAGAGUCAGACUCAAACAGGUGAAGAGCCAGUAAGAGAAAGACACGACGAGGAGGAACACAUCCAUUACGGAGAGAUCGACUUCUCCAAGCGGAGACCUGAAGCAUCCUCUUCCUCAGUGCAGGACAAUGGACAGCAGCAGGACACGCUGUAUGCACAGGUCAAAGUGUCCAAGACAGCAAACAGCUUAAGAGAGACUGCUGACGGCCCAGAGGAUCUCUAUGCUGAAGUGAAGAAAUAAUGAGACUUGCUUUGUUUGUGUCAAGACACAGAUUCAUAUUAAAUCUACCCUUAUUUUUAUCUAUAUGCUUUUUUUAUGCUAGUCAACAUAGAAACAGAUGCUGGAGCAUGCACAGGAGUGUGUCAUUUUCAUGGUCUGCAGCUCAGUGAGGGGAAACUCACAACAACCUCCUGCAGCUUCUUCAUGUCACUCAUCAGCAUGUUCACAUGUGUGUGCUGGCCCUCGCACACAGGAGCUGUUGCUAUGUGAUAUUUGAAUAUCUGAUACGUGCUAAUAAAAGCUGCAAAGCUCUAAAUAGGGAACAAGUCUAAUUUACGCCAGAAGCAUUUACACACACAUUAGCAAUGCAGUGCAUGCCAGAAUGAACCUCCUAGUAACAACUUAUAUAUUGUGUAUACCAUUUUUUCUUCAACAACUGAAGCCAUUGCUCCUGGAUUUAGACAUAUGUAUUCAUUGUGCUGCAAUAAAUGACCUUUUGAACCACCUUCUAAAAGUGCCAAUAAUCACAUUUCAACAUGAGCAGUAUUCAAUAAAUGUAUCCAGGGUAAAUUAUUUUUGCAUGUAAUAAAUAUAGGGUGGGUGUCUCUCUCUUUUUUUAAUUUGUUCUGAAUUAAAUCCCAGACACACUUCCAGUGAUUGUGCAUCUUGCAAAUAAUCACACUGUGGUACAAGCAAGCUAUCCUCAAUUUAAACCAAUCAAGCCAAGUAAGUCUCAUCUCAUUGCUCAUCAUUACGACUCUAAAUGUUCCAUUUAUUAAAGAUACUUUGUGCAAUCAGUAGAUCAGUUUAUUCUGUGGAGCCCGACACUUUAUUUGUUCUGUAGAAGGCCGUCAAAAGACCCUCACUUUUACUUCAAAGUUACAACAAAAUGAUAAGACUAUACUGUAUCGUUCAUGCCAGUUUCUGUAUUUGUAUCCUUCUUUGUAUGAUCUGUCUUUUUAUUUAUGCCAUCUUUCCAUGUUCCUUCUGAAGCAUAAAACAGAGUGAUUCUG
This is a messenger RNA of Chelmon rostratus (copperband butterflyfish), 2501 nucleotides long. RefSeq names its product sialoadhesin-like. The transcript is spliced from 8 exons. The record is from RefSeq and is a predicted model, not a curated record. The coding region runs from base 193 to 1509 and encodes 438 amino acids. NCBI's taxonomy places the organism in Eukaryota, Metazoa, Chordata, Actinopteri, Chaetodontiformes, Chaetodontidae.